GCGUGUGUCUGUUUGUGUGUGUGUGUGUGUGUGUGUGUGUGUCUGGAUAUGGCGGGUGGGCAUCAGUACAUCUUAGAGUGUUACGAAGGGUGUUACUGCGCCGCUCCGGGAUUAGAGUUUGUGCUUCAACUUCCCUCCAACAAAAACAGAGGAAUGUGGGCGUGGGUGGCGACACUCGUGGUUGUGGCAGCAGUCAGUGCCAAUGAAGUCUACGAUCCGGAGACGCCGGAUACUGCGGAGGUUCCCGUCCACCCAGAUGACCCUCUCGAGCAUAAGGUCCACAACCUCGUCCUGAACCCGCAGCAGCAUUCCCUUUGUGAACUGAAACACAUCAGGCAAAUCAUCACGCAUCCUCGCUGCGUGUCCAAGGAAAUCGAAAACCACGUUUGCGUGGGAACAUGCUUCAGUUACUCCGUUCCCCAGACCGAACCGGAGACUCCUGGGGACGAACUUCUGGAUUACUGCGACUCUUGUCAGGCGUUAGAGUCACACUGGAUCACUCUUCACCUGGAUUGCGAGGAGUAUGGAAACAGCUUCCAGGAGAAGAAGACAGUCCAGAUGAUCACAAACUGCUCCUGCUCCCCCUGCCACUCUCCGAAGGGCCCAAUCACCACCAAUGACGUCACCAUCCAUAACAGCGACCACCACGUCUCGGAGCUGAUCUACAAGAUGUUGCCAGACACCCACAAGUUCAAGGAAAGCAGCCCGGCAUCAGCAGCCCCUUCAGCGCCAUCAGGAGCGUCGGUGCCCGCCGUCCUGAGGGAUGGGCACGUCAUCACCAAGGAGGGGGGUGAGCUCAAGUACACUGAGAUGACGCUAGGGGACCUGAAGAAGGAAUUCACACUGGCUCCUCACCAGGAGACUCUGCUACAAGGUCGCCCACUCUUCCGGGACUCUGCCUCUUUCACAGAUGACCAAGAAGACCCAAGGCACCUUAAUUACUAAGAAUACUACUAAGCUCUGUAUUCAUGUGUAUAGCUUCAAUCAUCCCCUCUUGCAGCUCUGUUUGUUCACGAAAACCAGACUUGUGCUUGGUCAGGAAAUUUAUCAAAACAACAACAGUUCAGCAUUAUGUUUCUUCUACAAAUAACCCAAAGGUUGCUGGUUUGGUUUUCUGCCUUCGAGUCAUUGACACGUUUUCAUUUGUGAGCCAGCGUCUUUCAAACUUGUACAUUGUACCGAACGAGCUGCACAUGCAUGUAUUGCCAAGGGGAGAAUGCUGUAAUUAUUUUUUAGGUGUAAGGAAAGAGAUUAGUAUGACAGCUUGAGCUCCCAAAAUGUUCUUAAAGUAUCUUCUUUCUGGAAAUUGUAGCAGAAAAUGGGCUUACUCUCGAAAUAAAGAAAAAGUAAAAUCAAUUGUAUCUAAAUUUCGAGCUUAGCUGUAUUAAAUAUAUGGACAGGGUCCCUUCACUCUUGGGCUGUAUUCUGUGUACUGAGAAGGGUCCCCUGUGUCAUCAUCUUAAAGAGGUGUGAGCUUUUUCAUAUGAAGUGUACAUAGUGAUAGCAUGAUUUAUUAUGUUCAUCAAAGUCCUGCAUAACUCUCACAAAAAAAAGUUCGUUAAAUCACUUACAUCUGAGUGAACCCCUCCAAAGAAGAGAUUUCGAAAAGGGGGAGAUAUUAUGAAGUAAAUUCUGUUAUCUUGACCAAAUGAAUGUUAAUGCUUAUCUUGCAUCAGAACGUAUAG
Messenger RNA from Macrobrachium nipponense, 1685 nucleotides. Its product is annotated as neuroblastoma suppressor of tumorigenicity 1-like. Gene Ontology annotation, biological process: animal organ morphogenesis. The record is from RefSeq and is a predicted model, not a curated record. Lineage: Eukaryota; Metazoa; Arthropoda; Malacostraca; Decapoda; Palaemonidae. Gene Ontology annotation, molecular function: receptor ligand activity; BMP binding.